GUUGUGUUGUGACAGCACAUAACAACAACAACUCCUAGCAUGUUAUCGGGAGUAGUUUUCUGAAAAUGUACGCUAAUGGCUACAAAUACUGGCUUGCCUACAAGAAAGGCACCUCAGGGUACUACCGGUGCUGUCGCUACAAAACAAACUGCCCGGGGCGGUGCGUUAUGGACGAGGACGGUGUCAUCCGGAACACCACCGUCCACAAUCACCCUCCGGAAGCGGAUCGCGUCAUCGUGGACCACUUCCGGAAGGUGCUAACGCAGCGAGCCGCCUCGGAACGAACGGAUCUGCACGUGAUCUAUCUGGAGGAGGCCACCAAUCGACAUUCGGAUGCUUCGCUGCUGUACACGUUCUCGCAGGCCGAGUCCUGCAUGCGGAAGGCUCGCCGGAAGCAGCAUCCUCAGGAACCGACGAGCAUUGCGGAGCUGAGGGAGUUUUUGGAGAGUUCAGAAUUGUUCAGGAUACACAGCGGGUCCAGCCGGGAAGCGUUCUAUCAGAGCAGUUUGGAGGUGCAGGACGCAACCUGUGUUGUGCUCUGGCAUAGCAGAACCGUGGAAGCGGUGGGAAAGAUGGACGAAAUUUACGUGGAUUGUAGCAGUUUGAAUCGGUAUCAUCUAGUUGUUGGUGUUGCGGGUCAUAGGAACAGCUGCGUUCCUGUGUUUUACGCGAUCAUGACUAACAAGACCUUCGCUGGGUUGGUUGCAAUCUUCUCGUACAUUCGAGAACGGCUUGGUUCUUUGGUAGAACACGCACUCAUCCUGACCGAUGCCGACUGUUUGGUUCAAAACGCUCUGGAAACGUCUUUUUCAGAGGCAACCGUUAAGAUUUACUGGUAUCACUACACGGAAGCGGUGUUGAGGCGAAUGCGCCAACUAGGCUUGGGUCGGGAAACCACCAAAGGACACUCGUGCAGUGCGUUGCGGAUGCUGCUGGUUCUACCGCUGCUUCCGGCCAACUACAUCACCCCCGGAUUGGAAGCUCUAAAGAAGUGGAUGCAGGACAAGCAGAUUUUUACGGAAAAAUUCUGCCACCUGUGCGACUUUGUGGAGCAAUCCUGGAUUGGAACCGUUGGCGCCAAGAAGCUGUCCAUGUUUGGUCAAAUGCAGAGCACUUCCGGUUCGGCAAAGACCUUUCUCAAAGAGCUAAGUAAUCAGGACAUCGCUCAAAGUAACACAAUCUGGCAAUUGCUGGAAAGCCUUACCCAACUGGCCACCAAACAUUUCGUGAAGCUUUCCAAACGCAACAAACGACCCCUGAACACCGAGCAGCCCGCAAAACAGCUGAAAAAACUGCAACAAGUACAAGUAACUGUCAUCAGCAACGCCACUCAGCAGUGGAUCAAAACCGCUGUCCAUCUGAGGAAUCCGCUGCAGUUCCUGCAACUCUGCAGUCAUUGCAUCAAUGACUCGCUGAUCAUGGAAUCGAUUCCGGGAGUACCUGCUAUGUCCGGUAGCAAAACGAAGGUGCCUUCUACGGUUGAGCUGGUUCAACAGGUGCAACAAACACCUCCUAUCGGCAUUCCAGCGAACGAUCCACCUCCGUUGGCGUUCUUUCCCAAGGUUGCGGUACAGCGGACUGAACGAGCGGUCCAAAUAAGCUACAGUCGGACGGAACCUCCGCCUCUGGUACCGAUUUCGACCUGUAAAAUUCCUCCAUGACCUAAUUAAGGAACUAAUCUUAAGAAACUGUGAUAUAGAAGUACACCGCAACAGUCUUAAAAAUUGUAUAUUUUAACGAAAAUAAAGUGCAUUGAUGAUCUAAACCA
This is a messenger RNA of Culex quinquefasciatus (southern house mosquito), 1768 nucleotides long. RefSeq lists its product as uncharacterized. The transcript has 3 exons. Bases 66 to 1661 code for a protein of 531 amino acids. NCBI's taxonomy places the organism in Eukaryota, Metazoa, Arthropoda, Insecta, Diptera, Culicidae. The record is from RefSeq and is a predicted model, not a curated record.